This is a messenger RNA of Cicer arietinum (chickpea), 597 nucleotides long. RefSeq lists its product as uncharacterized. NCBI's taxonomy places the organism in Eukaryota, Viridiplantae, Streptophyta, Magnoliopsida, Fabales, Fabaceae. The record is from RefSeq and is a predicted model, not a curated record.
AUGUACCCACAAUUUCAAAAGGAAAAGAAAUCACAAGGCUCAGUUAGUAAGAAUAAGGGAUGUGAAAAGUGUGAAUUCAAUCAUGGAGAUCAGUCAUGUCUUGCUGCACGAAUUACAUGUCUUAAAUAUGGAAAGGUUGGAAAUUUUGCUAGAUGUUGCAAGAAUGUUAUCCUAGGAAUGGAUUGGUUGUCGUUGAAUCAUGCAGUUAUAAACUGUUAUGAUAAAUCUAUCUUUCUUGCACCUCAAUCUAUGACUAUUGAUUCACCUUUGUUCAAAUGUUUCAUGUAUGCUUUAGCUUUUCAUAAGUAUUUAGUUGAGGGAGCUCAAGGAUACAUGCUCUUAUUUUCUUCUAACGUAGAGGUUGAGGAUAAUUUAACCUUGAUCCAUGUAGUUUGUGAAUUUCCUAAUGUGUUUCCUAAAGAUGUCUCUAGCUUACUCCCUAAUAGAGAAUUAGAAUUACCCAUUGAUUUAGUGUUAGGGUGUGGUCCAAUAUCUGUAACACCUUAUAGGAUGUCAGCACUAGAGUUGGAUGAACUCAAGAAACAAUUGGAAGAUUUAUUGGAAAAAAUAUUCAUUAGGCCUAGUGUGUCAUCAUGA